UUCAUCCAGACGCGGCCGUCGCGGCGCCGCCUCAAGCAGUCGGGGAUCCUGCGUGAGCGCGUGUUCGGCUGCGACCUGGGCGAGCAUCUGUUCAACUCGGGACACGACAUCCCGGUGGUGCUGAAGAGCUGCGCCGAGUUCAUCGAGGCGCACGGCAUCGUGGACGGCAUCUACCGGCUCUCAGGCGUCACGUCCAACAUCCAGCGGCUCAGGAACACGUUCGACGAGGACCGGGUGCCAGACCUGACGGAGCCUAGCGUGCGCCAGGACAUCCACAGCGUCUGCCUGCUGAAGCAGUACCUGCGCGAGCUGCCCAACCCGCUGCUCACCUACCAGCUGUACGACAAGUUCGUGGCCGCCGUUCAGAGCAGCGACGACCAGCGACUGCUGCGCAUGCGCGACGUGGUUGUUCAGCAGCUGCCGCCGCCCCACUACAGGACGCUGGAGUACCUGGUCCGUCACCUGGCGCGGGUCUCCACCCACUCGCACAGCACCGGCAUGACGGCCAAAAACCUGGCCAUAGUCUGGGCACCAAACCUGGUGCGAAGCCAGGAGCUCGAGGCCGGCGGCGUGGCCGCGCUACAGGGUAUUGGGGUGCAGGCGGUGCUGGUAGAGUACCUGAUCCGGUACAGCGAGCUGAUCUUCAGCGACAAGCUGCCGGCCUUCGCUCCGGAUCAGCCGUCGCUGCCGCGCGCCACCAAGCGCUCGCGUCCGCGCUCACUGGCCAUCUCCACACCGACCAAGUUACUCAGCCUGGAGGAGGCCCGCGCGCGCGCGCUCGGCUCGCCCGCCAAGGCCGACCAGAACUACAUUGAAGUCGGCGGCGGGCCGUCCGCGCUCCCGGCCAAGUACCACACGGUGCUCCGGCCGCCGCGCCGCCGUACCGGCUCGCUCAAGUUCGGCCGCGCCCCCAUCGGCUGGCGCUCCCUGUUCCGCAGCCGCCAGAGCCGCUCGCGGCAGGCCGGCGCCGACGCCGACGCCGGCGUCGACGCGGCUACGUCGCCCGUCGACAUCGCACUAACGAACCGGACCUUGACUGAGUCUGACCUGAGUCAAGGUCAGAAUCGGGUCAUGACCCAGGGACUGCGCUCGGUGAGGUCGGCCGAGUCACUCGUCUCCCCGAAGCCGGAGAGUCGGCACAACUCCGAGACGCUGGACUGCCGGUCAGCCGACGCUGACACUGUGACCGCACCGUCGCCGCCGACGCCGCCCGUCUCGAAGGUCGACUCCCCCGACUUCGACUCCGACUCCGACUCGACCCGACAGACGACCUCCGACCGCUCCGCCUCACACGACUCCUACCUCAGCGAGAACUCGCCGCCGAAGCGGCCUCCCCGCGGCGGCCGGCUGGAGGAGGCGGAGGAUGGGGACGAGGAGCGAGAGGAGGUCACCCCGGCCGAGGAGGACGCGCGUGGUCUGACCACGCUGCGUUCACACCCUGUGGCCGAGUCGCCGCUGGCCGCUGCGGGUGCCGCCUCUCACCCGCUCGGCGAAGACGCGGCCGCCGGCGAGACACCCGCCUCGGCAACCACCCGCCCCUCGCUUCCGGCGGACAGCGAAACGCCGGUAACGCCACCCGGCGGCCGGCAGGUGGCAGCAGAAGAGCGAGGCUCGCCGGAGCCGCUUCCUCUGGACGCUCGAGCGCAGCUCACCGACCCCAGCAGCUUCCAGCGCAGCGCCGCUGAUGAGGACGGACCUGAGGCGGUCGCCGAGCGGGCAGUGGCCGACGGCCCGCUUCACGGCCUGGUGCCGGAGGCGCUCGAGCUGCUGGAACGCCGCUUGGGCGCCGGCACCGUCGCCGAUCAGGAGAACAUCGCGGGUGGCCAUGUCCCGCCGCGAGACGACACGUACGAAAACGUGUCGUGCGAGAACUACGAGAACGUGGCCGUGCCCGCGGUCGACGCGACGUACGAGCUGGUGCAGUUCUCCGGCGGGAGCGGUGCCGACGCGACCGGCGAACGCGAGAUGUUCGAGAGCCAGACGUACGAGAACGAGACGUUCGCGCAGCAUCUCUCGUACGAAAAUGUGGACGGUGAGCGGUACGCGAACCUGGCGCCGGCGGACGCCGACGAGCGCUGGGUGUACGAGGACGUGGCGCCGGCUGGGCAGGCGGCGGCCGACGAGGCGGAGCGCGAGUACGAGCCGGUGUGCGUGGCGCGCGCCGGGGACGAGGUGUACCAGCAGGUGCGCGAGUUCCGCCGCUCCCUGCAGGAAGUGAACUCGAUCGUCAAGCCUCUGGUGGUGCCGGCGGAGGACUCGGAAUCGGGGCAAGUGUCGCUACCGUCGUCGAAUUCUCAGAUGACGUUGGAGUCACCAAAGAAAUCUCAAGUGGAUCAGCGGUUACCGGAUGCGUCCCAGAGGGUGUCUGGUUCGCCGGAAGGUUCACAGAUGGAGCUGCGGUGGCUAGAUGUGUGCCAGGUGUUGCCAAGUCUGUUGGAGGGAACUCAAGUGACACUGAGGUCGGCUGACGGAACGCCGCUCGGAGAAGAACCCGAACGCUCGUCGGGAUCUUCGGAUGACUUCCGUGAGUCGGAUGGGGCUGACUCCUGUGCCGGUGAGCACAUGGCUGCCGCCUCCUCGGUCGCACCCCCGAGUGAGGCUUUGGUGGCGCCUGCGGACUGGACCGGUACCGAUCCGGUGCAGACUCCAGCUCCACUUUCGGAUGGGAACCGGCCAGCCUCAACCGACUCGAAGAAGAGCGUGGCGGCUGGAUCGCCGGAACCAUCGUCGAGAGCAGAACUGGAGCCUGCGCAACAGGCCGAUACAGGAGACGGUACGGAAUCCGGGGAUGACUUGCCCGCACACAGCGGGCUGGAGCCAUCACGCACCAGUCAGAACGAGUCAUCCCCGGAGCAGGAGCUGGCGAACCUAUCCGAGCGUGAGGUUGUGCUAGAGCUGCCCCCGCUCUCGUCAGCGGAGCCUUCGGAGGUGGUCGAGGUCGAUCUGGGACCGACGGCCCGGGAGCCGGCUGAGCAGGCACCAAAGCCGCUCGCUCAGGACGGACCACGUGCGGUCACUCGGCGGGCGUCGUGCGACGCACCGGACAGCCCUCCGCCUGGAAAGACUGAUGAAGCGAAGGCUGAGAUUCUAGAGGUUAACAGUCUGCAGUCGCAGGAGCACGUUUCUGCUGGAGAUACUUCUGAUGCUGCCCCUGCCGGCGGUUUGUGCGCCGCUGCCGAGAACGGGUCGGUAUCUGCUGACCCGAGAACACCCUGUGCGGCAACAGGCCAGCCGUCGGUGGCGAGGGCAUGGAGUCGCCCACCAAUGGACCGCUCGCAGACGCUUCCAGCAUCCAGCACAGCCCUGGGAGCCUCGACAGUCCGGAGCGUGGCCCACACCUGGCCGCGCAGGCCGGCCGGCGAGGCGUCCCGCCCGGCGGCUGCAGAGCGUCGCUUGGAGCAAACGUCCUCAUCAGCUCCACACCCGGAGUCGGCCGGACCAGGCGCUUCGCCGAUGCACGCGCCGCCGGCACCCAGCCGCCUCCCGGAGCCGGCGGCAACUCUGCCGCGCGCCGACCCGCGUGCCGAUCUGCGCAGUGACCUGCGUCGGCUCAGUGAGCGGCGCGCCAGCGUGCGCCAGUUGCUGUCGCGCUUCGAGGCGCGCAGCAGCGAAGAGCUGGUACUGUCCGAGGUGUGCGAGCACAGCUUGCGCCUGAGCGAGCGGGCCGUCGGCUCCGUGCACGGCCACUCGCCGCUGCGCGGGCCGCACGCGCUGGCCACUCGGUAG
Pollicipes pollicipes is the source of this 3726-nucleotide messenger RNA. Its product is annotated as rho GTPase-activating protein 32-like. The record is from RefSeq and is a predicted model, not a curated record. Lineage: Eukaryota; Metazoa; Arthropoda; Thecostraca; Pollicipedomorpha; Pollicipedidae. Gene Ontology annotation, molecular function: GTPase activator activity; protein binding. Gene Ontology annotation, biological process: small GTPase-mediated signal transduction.